AUGGCAUACGAUGGGGCUAUGUUUGAUUGGCUUGAUAAGCAAAAACCCAGGUCAAUUGUGUUUGUGGGGUUUGGGAGUGAGUGUAGGCUGAGCAAAGAACAAGUUCAUGAGAUAGCUCAUGGGCUGGAGCUAUCAGAAUUGCCAUUUAUUUGGGGACUCAGAAAACCUAUUUAAGCUAACAGUGAUGAAGUAGAUGAUUUUAUGCCUUUAGGUUUUGUUGACAGGACAUCAGAGAAAGGGCUUGUUUACUUUGGAUGGGUGCCCCAAAUGGAAAUUUUGGCCCACUCAUCAGUUGGGGGUUCUUUGUUUCAUUCUGGAUGGGGUUCUGUGAUUGAGACCCUGCAAUUUGGGCAUUGCCUUGUUGUGUUACCCUUCAUGUAUAAUCAGCCUUUGAAUGCAAGGCUUUUGGUAAAGAAGGGUCUGGCUGCCGAAGUGAAGCGCAACGAAGACGGGUCGCUUAGUAGAGAGGAAAUAGCAAAAACACUGAGGCUAGCAAUGGUGGAAGAGGAAGGAGAGCACUUGAGAAGCAAUGCGAGGAAAGCUGCUGCAGUUUUUGGAGAUCACAAGCUGCACCAAGACCACUACAUCGGUGCAUUUGUCGAUUAUCUUAAAAAUAAUGUUGCAAAUUAAGAGGUGAUCUAUCGAUCAUCCCAGAAUCAUAGCAUGGAUCGCCAUUGAGUUAGGUAGUAGCUCUUCUGUUUGCAACUUGGACACUGUUGUCUGAGUCAUUUCCUGGUUAAUUGUCUAGCUUUAUCCUUUUGUGUUCAUGUGAAUCAUGUCUUGUUUCAGUUUUCUACUUGCUAUUAAUCAAUCAAAUAAGGGUUUGUU
Molecule: messenger RNA, 828 nt
Organism: Rosa chinensis
Lineage: Eukaryota; Viridiplantae; Streptophyta; Magnoliopsida; Rosales; Rosaceae
Product: soyasaponin III rhamnosyltransferase
Exons: 1
Molecular function (GO): UDP-glycosyltransferase activity
Source: RefSeq, a predicted model, not a curated record